AUGGACUUGACGAGCGCCCCACCUGCGACUACCUCGAGUUCUACAUCAUCCACGCUUGCCAGCUUCGAAACCCCGUUGACAGUAACGCACAGCGAACAAACAUCCCCAAGCACUACUAGCGAUCAACCAGCAUCGUCCACUUCUACUGCCACAAGUAGCGGCCUCAAUGCAGCUGCAGUAAUUGGUGUUUCGGUCACAUCGGGAGUUUCUGGAUUCUUCAUUCUCGGGGUUAUCCUAUUCUUCUGCUGCAGGAGGGUACGGCGUCAGCAUCAGAAAAUUAAAGAUCGAGAAUUCUUCGAGAUUGGAGGUGUCAUGUCGGAACCUCCAGACUUUGGCUUACCGCUUCCUCGACGUCCAAUUCAAGGGCCACCCAACCCUUCUUUUAGUGCCGGAAGCCAGCAAUCCAAUUCAGAGACUGCGAGGUUAAUGUUGCCAUUCAAGCCGGCAGCCCGAAACCCAGCAGUCAUCGUUACAGGCCCUGGUGAUUAUCAUUUUGCAUAUGAUAGUCCAGACAGAAUCGGUUUUGCGGUGUCAACGAAUUCCGAAUUUGACGCAUCCCCAAGUCAGACCUCAGAGCGCACGGUUUCCGAUUUGUUACCGGAUAAGCCAAACAUGAACCUGUAUCCGAAGCCAUUGAGAUGGAGCAGUCACAAGCCCUCGCGACACAUGAGCAGUGACACAUUGUUCGAAGAGGACGCAGCGAGGCCUAGAAGCCUUCUUGGGUCUUCGAGCCAAAACAAGGGUUCCACGGGUGGAGCAAACGGACACAAUGGCAGCCGGCAGUAUAGGCCAAAUCUGGCAAUGGGCUUACCAUCUAACCCGCGCGCAAUGCUAUAUGGAAUGGGCAACGCGUCGUUAUCCAAGAAGAAUGCUGGAUAUGGAGCGAAGCCGGUCUUCGCCCAUACUGGGGAAAGGGUUGCGCACUACCAACAAGCAGAAAUCUGUCAUCAGCAAGAUUACAUGGACAGUCGCUGGUUAGAUCCUCGCACCGGAUAUGGUCAGAGUGACGGGCGGCAAUCAACUCGUGGAGCUGCACGUCGGUCAGUCGAGCUAGGAACGCACGAUAACCUCGUAAAAACUUCAACAGACGGCUUUGAGACCAUCAGCCUCAAUGAACGCUCGGAGUUUCGUCGAAAGUCUCGGCGUUCUGGCGACUUUAAGCCACUCACUCCUGUGAGGGAGGUGGUCACACCAUCGGGAAAGGCUGGCAAGAACGAGGGUGGCGGCUACUUUGACAGCGGUGCUUCUGUGCCGAAUCCCAGAAUGCCCUUCUCCGGGACAGCUCCUCCUGUGCAGGAGAUCGUGUCCCGACCUCGGAUCGUGCGAGGCGACGACAUUAAAAGAGUGCAGAUUCGCAAAGGCAAGCCACAGCCCCAAGGACUGAGAGUCCCAUAUUCUCCCGAGGACUGCUGGCUAGAGUCGACCCGUGAUUCGCGAACUCAGUACUCUGAUCACAAGUCCAAGAGACUCCCGGUUGACCCCAGCUUUCCAGUGGAGAGUAUGGCACCUGGUACGCCGCGGAGGAAACCAGUGUCCUGGGGCCGCAACCUGACACCGGCACGGCGAGGCUCUGACCUGAUUCUGCGCGUGGAUUAG
Molecule: messenger RNA, 1596 nt
Organism: Aspergillus thermomutatus
Lineage: Eukaryota; Fungi; Ascomycota; Eurotiomycetes; Eurotiales; Aspergillaceae
Exons: 1
Coding region: 1-1596 (531 amino acids)
Source: RefSeq, a predicted model, not a curated record